AUGGCUGCGACACCUCCCCUUCAAAUCCUCUCAAGUCCGGCCACACCUCCAAGCCCUUUACAUGGUGCUAAAUACGAUCGAGCAAACGCCUUUCCCACUAGGCGCUCCACACGCGCUGCGACAAGAACUAGGUCAAGGAAUCAGCAGUCAACACCCGAACCUCCCCGCCGCAGUCCCAGAGUUGAACAGGGAGCCAACACUCCUCGCUCACCCAAGCCAAAGUCAACAACUGCUGCAGGCCUUCACUCACCAGAAGUCACUCCAAAUACAAGAGGCUCACGCCGAGUUCAAGUGAUGUCCCCCCACUCUCCUGACAUUCACUCUCAUUCUUCCUCGUCGAAGCAGCCUCCGCCCGCCGAGUCCAAUUCACAUCUUCACCCCCAAUCCUCUUCCGCCGCCACCAUCUCGGACGGCAUGCUACCUACUCCGGUCAAAACUCCAAAAAUGAAGAAACCGAUAGCGAAUGCCACCACUGCAGCCAGAGCCCUGUUCCAAGACCGUGCUCAAAUGGCUGCUCAGGUAGCACCAGUUCAGCACAGCCCUCGUCGUUCACGGAAAUCCCAGCGCUUCAAUGGCUUUUCUCUCGAGAGUUUCUCUGCACAGGGUGACGCUACCCGAGGUCAAAUCCAGAUUUACACCGACUCGAGAGACUGUGUUCCACAAGUCGACAACGACCAAGCCAAUCCAUUCGUUGAGCGCAAGAGAGAUCGCGAAAGUAUGUCUCCUCAAAAAUCUGUCGUGAGGUCGAAGCGCCGCAAGGUUAGUACGGAGACGAGAAUCGAUCCCCAGGUUAUGGAGGCUAUAGACAAGGGUGAUGGCAUGGUUUAUGUCUUUCGAGGCAAAAAGGUUUACCGGCGCUUCAACGACCUAGGAGAUGACGAAGAGGACAUUGAUGAAGAAGAUCUGGGUCUUUUGGAACACGCUACAAAUGGUUCGGCCGAGGUGAAACCUCUGAAGACACUGACCCGCCGCUCAAUAAAGCCAAAGCGGCUCUUCCAGACCGCGUCGCAGAAGCGUGCAAGGGAGGAGGAGAAAGAGGAAGAAGCAGCUACCGAUAUUGAGGACCAUGGUGAUGUUGCAGAGGAUGGUCCUUCAACUUCAGUAUCACACACCUCUGAGUCGAGCCUUAGUCGCGGUUUGAGAUCGAAGAAGCACAAACUUCCCUCAUCCGAACAGAAUAGUCCUAAAGAACCAGGUUCACGAAAUACGCAGAAGGGAAGUCCUUUUGAUUCUUGGCCAAGACAAAAGCCUGGUUCUCGAGGUGUGGCAGGGUCUCAGAAGAGCAAGAAGCGAGGUGCAAAUGAAGUGGCUGACGAAGAUGUGGUAGCUGAACCUACUGUUGACGCGAAGAAAGCUAGGACUUGA
Messenger RNA from Exophiala aquamarina CBS 119918, 1365 nucleotides. RefSeq lists its product as uncharacterized. The record is from RefSeq and is a predicted model, not a curated record. The transcript is spliced from 2 exons. Bases 1 to 1365 code for a protein of 454 amino acids. Lineage: Eukaryota; Fungi; Ascomycota; Eurotiomycetes; Chaetothyriales; Herpotrichiellaceae.